Messenger RNA from Vombatus ursinus (common wombat), 1668 nucleotides. It is a transcript of the gene EEFSEC, whose product is annotated as eukaryotic elongation factor, selenocysteine-tRNA specific. Gene Ontology annotation, molecular function: GTPase activity; translation elongation factor activity; GTP binding. The transcript has 6 exons. Gene Ontology annotation, biological process: selenocysteine incorporation. The coding region runs from base 1 to 1668 and encodes 555 amino acids. Lineage: Eukaryota; Metazoa; Chordata; Mammalia; Diprotodontia; Vombatidae. The record is from RefSeq and is a predicted model, not a curated record.
AUGGCCGGGCGGCGAGUGAACGUGAACGUGGGCGUCCUGGGCCACAUCGACAGCGGCAAGACGGCGCUGGCCCGGGCGCUGAGCACCACGGCGUCCACGGCCGCCUUCGACAAGCAGCCGCAGAGCCGUGAGCGCGGCAUCACCCUGGACCUGGGCUUCUCGUGCUUCGCGGUGCCGCUGCCGGCGCGCCUGCAGGCGGGGCCGGGGCCGGGGCCCGAGGCCGGGGCCGGGGCCGGGGCCGGGCAGCUGCAGUUCACUCUGGUGGACUGCCCCGGGCACGCCUCCCUCAUCCGCACCAUCAUCGGCGGAGCCCAGAUCAUUGAUCUGAUGAUGCUAGUUAUCGAUGUGACCAAAGGAAUGCAGACUCAGUCAGCAGAAUGCUUGGUGAUUGGGCAAAUUGCUUGUCAGAAACUGAUUGUGGUACUGAACAAGAUAGACCUCCUGACAGAAGAGAAGAGACAGGCGGCUAUUGACAAGAUGACCAAGAAAAUGCAGAAGACGUUAGAGAACACAAAGUUCCGGGGUUCACCCAUUAUCCCUGUUGCUGCCAAGCCUGGUGGACCAGAGGCCCCAGAAACUGAGACUCCGCAGGGCAUUUCAGAAUUAAUUGAGCUCCUGAAGUCACAGGCUUCCAUCCCGACUAGAGACCCUUCAGGACCUUUCCUCAUGGCUGUGGACCACUGUUUCUCCAUUAAAGGGCAAGGCACGGUGAUGACAGGGACAAUCCUUUCAGGUUCAGUCAACCUUGGUGACAGUGUGGAGAUUCCUGCCCUGAAGGUAGUGAAGAAAGUGAAGUCCAUGCAGAUGUUCCACACUCCGGUCACCUCAGCCAUGCAAGGAGAUAGAUUGGGCAUCUGUGUGACCCAGUUUGACCCCAAGUUGCUAGAACGGGGGCUAGUGUGCACACCAGAAUCUCUCCAUACCAUCCAUGCUGCAAUUGUUUCUGUUAAGAAGAUUCCUUAUUUUCGAGGUGCUCUUCAGACGAAGGCAAAAUUUCAUAUAACAGUUGGUCAUGAAACAGUGAUGGGAAGGGUGAUGUUUUUCAGCCCAGCUCCUGAUCAGUUUGAUUGUGAGCCCCUGGAAGAGGCCUUUGACUUUGGAAAGGAAUAUCUAUAUCAAGAGCAAUAUUUGUCCAAGGAUUCCACCACUGCAGAGGAGGACAAGAAGAGUGACCAACCUGUAGAGAAGUGGCCAAAACAGCAGUGGGCUCUCCUGGAAUUCGAGAAGCCUGUCACCUGCCCAAAACUGUGUCUUGUGAUUGGCUCUAAACUUGAUACUGAUAUACUCGCCAAUACUUGCCGACUAGCUUUCCAUGGGAUAAUGCUUCAAGGGCUAGAAGAUAAGAACUAUACUGAGACUUUCCUGCCCAAGCUGAAGGUGUAUAAACUGAAGCACAAGGAGGGACAUGUGGAGCGGGUGAUUGACGAUUAUAGUGUGAUUGGUCGGUCCUUGUUCAAGAAGGAGACUAACAUCCAGAUCUUUGUGGGGCUAAAGGUCCGCCUGUCAUCGGGGGAGAGCGGAAUCAUUGAAAGCGGCUUUGGCCAAAGUGGAAAGUUCAAAAUCCGGAUUCCUGGUGAGUGUUGCUCUUUUCAAGAGGGUAUUCAGACAAGGAUCUGUGAGAUUCCCCCUGCUAGAGACCUCUUUGUACGUGACUCUGGGUCUAUAUGA